Saccostrea cuccullata (small rock oyster) is the source of this 1159-nucleotide messenger RNA. Its product is annotated as signal recognition particle 19 kDa protein-like. Gene Ontology annotation, cellular component: signal recognition particle, endoplasmic reticulum targeting. Gene Ontology annotation, biological process: SRP-dependent cotranslational protein targeting to membrane; SRP-dependent cotranslational protein targeting to membrane, signal sequence recognition. The transcript is spliced from 5 exons. Bases 73 to 534 code for a protein of 153 amino acids. The record is from RefSeq and is a predicted model, not a curated record. NCBI's taxonomy places the organism in Eukaryota, Metazoa, Mollusca, Bivalvia, Ostreida, Ostreidae. Gene Ontology annotation, molecular function: 7S RNA binding.
GCAAGUAAAUUCAGGUGAGAGUUCAAGAAAUAAAUUGACACUGAUAUCAACAGUAGAUUUUUUUCUGACGACAUGGCACAGCAGCAACCUACACAAGCUCGUCCCUGGAACCCUAAUUUUAAGUACACCGACAGAGAAAGAUGGCUGUGUAUCUACCCAGCAUAUAUCAACAGCCGUAAAACAGUGACGGAGGGUAGAAGACUCCCAAAAGACAAAUGCGUUGAUAAUCCAACAUAUAAUGAAAUUAAAGACGUUCUUCUAGCAACAGGCUUCAAUAUAGGAAUUGAGAAUAAAGUUUAUUCCCGAGAGCUUGAUCACCGAGACCCAAAAGUCCGAGGUCGUAUCAGAAUCCAGUUCAAAGAUGAAAAUGGAGGAUAUCUAAAUCCAGAGUACAAAACAAGAAAAGCAAUUAUGGAAGUUAUAUGUGAAAAAAUUCCCAAACUGAAAACGAGGAUCCAGGCCGCCUCAUCACAGCCUGCACCAGCACAACAGCAAGCCAGCACUAAAACAAAGAAAGGCCGCAAGGGGAAGUAACCAGGGAUUAAUUUAUCUAUAAGGACAAUGUGGAAGGGGGAGUAACUACGGAUAAAUUGAUUUAAUGAAAGGUGCAAAAGGAAAAAUAUUGACAAGAUGCACAGGGAUAUAAGCAAGGAUAUACAUGUACAUGGUGCAAAGGGAUGUAAUCAGGGACCUACAGACAAAGGGUGUUUGAAUAAUUCCUGAACUAUGGCUAUGGUAUAUGUACAUGUAUGUGUUGAUGGAUAUAUUUCUUUAUAUCUUUGUCUGUUGAAUGCAUUUUUUUGUUGUGUUUUUGUGUAAGCAAAUGAUAAAAACUUAUUUUGUAUUAUGUGGCAUGUGUGGAAACCUUUGAUAUCAAUAAUGUUCAUUGUAUAUUGUAGGUUUUUCAAAUUCAAAAGUCAUAAUCAUCAUACUGUUAUUAUUUCCAUAUUGUUCUCAUUGUAUUUUCAAUGUUCAUAUAUAAAGAUCAUUUGCACAGUUUUGUCAUAAGGUUAUAAGCUAUUUUUCCCGCCCAGACUUUAUUCGGUUUCAACAUGGUUUUGAUUCAAUUAAAGAUCAAUCUAACUGAAUUCUUUGUAAAUUUUAAUGCUGCAGAUCAUUUUUGACCAAAACAAAGGAUCUACUCAUGAUUGUAAAAAAU